Leopardus geoffroyi (Geoffroy's cat) is the source of this 1046-nucleotide messenger RNA. RefSeq lists its product as uncharacterized. Bases 1 to 918 code for a protein of 305 amino acids. The record is from RefSeq and is a predicted model, not a curated record. Lineage: Eukaryota; Metazoa; Chordata; Mammalia; Carnivora; Felidae. The transcript is spliced from 3 exons.
AUGCGCAAUUGUCCCUUGAAGAAUGAGCUGGAAGGGGGCGUGGCCUUCAGAGGGCAGCCUGGAGGCCCUCCAAGAGGAAGGAAUCGGUUUCCAGGGGAGAACUCCCCAGCAAGUCCCAAGAACUGGGGUUCCUCGGCCAGAGACCGCCCGAGGGGGAGCUGCGUAAUCGCGGACAGCAAGGGCUCAGACACAAACAGGAAGCGGGCCCCUGACCCUGUGCUCUCAGGAGGCCUGAGCUCCUGUACACAGCAUCCGGCCCUCUUCGGCCCCAAGGCUCUGUGCGCAGUGCUCCCUCCUGGAUGGCAGACAGCCUGUCCGAUAACCGAGCUCCCGACAUCAAGGGCGCGUGUUUUCUCCUUCCCUCCGGUCUUCGCCCCACGUGGGCUGCAGGGAAGGAGAAAGGAGGCAUCGCCCGCCUGUGAUGUCACUUCAGACAGGACUCUUGUCACCCUUCUUAUUCCCUCCAGCUGGCCAGGGAUCUGGGCCUCUCCAAACACCAGCCAGAAGGAAGGCCCGCUCUGCGCGGCUCCCGGAAGCCCGCCGACACCUGCAGACACGCCAGCCGUUUACAGCACGAGGGCAGACGCCGCGGACAGAGACGGUGAGGCUGUUUCUCCCACAGGCAGGUACCCGUGGAAGUCCCACGACGAAAGUCACGGUGCGGUGGCUGCAGUGUCACCGUAUGGAGCUGCAGAGUGGCUUCUCCAAGACAAGAACUUGUCUCCGACUCUGCACCUACGCCAGGCCAUGGCCUUCAACUCGAGGGAGUUUUCACAGGGUAAGUCUAAACCGCCUGCAGGAGUGACUGAACGAUCUUGGGAACAACAGAUGAGAUCGGGGUUCGGCGGCGGAAGGGAAACACCCGGAAGCCACAGAGGGCACAACGUGCGCACUGGGAGCCGGGGAGACCCAGGCUGAGCCCAGCAGCUGGGCUCACGGGGGAGGACAGAGGUGCUCCGGGAGUCAGAAGAGGGGCCCCGUGCAGUUCAGCCGGCAUUUUUUCUUUCUUGGUCUAGAAACCUGUAACCGUGUACCUUCAACUCACA